CCAAGAUGGAGACCGCCCCACAGCGCAAUGCUCCACCAAGAUGGCGGCAGCCCUGCAGACGUGGCCGCACUCGGGCGGUGGCUCAAAGCGGCAGCCUGCGCAUGCGCGCCCCGAUACGGGCCCGGUACCAUGGGCAGGCGGCGAGAGGGGCUGAGCGUGGCUCAGGAGAUCGAUAAGCUGGAGGAGAAGCUGGCACGCUGCAGACAGAGUGUGGAAGAGGUGGAUCUUAAACUGUGCAGGGAGAAGCUCAGCCCUGAAGGAAGAAAGUCACUGGAGAGAGAGAGAAACUUACUAAUGACCAAAGCUGACAACUAUGAGAAAGAACUGAGUGCACUUCAUAAGGAGAACCGCAAGAAUGCUGCCCUUGCUGUGGCUGUGGGACUGCUGAUUGCUCUUAUUUAUGCCUGCUGGACAGUGUGAUUGCACUUGAGAAUUCUCCCUGCUGACCAGAUGACUCUCAUGCAAGGAGCUCUUUCUCCUCUCACCACUGUGCCUCUGCCAAGGGUAAGGAUCAGCAUUUCAGAUUGCUGUUAUUGCUCAUCCUCUCCAAGCCUCACUGCAGGGAAUCUUUCUCUGAGAAUUGUGGGGCACAGGAGACAAAACGAGAAAUCAAGCACACUUGUGGCUAGAAACGUGGUCAAGCAGAGCUGAAGGUGGUGCUGUCUUACUGCAAAUGCAGUAUAGACCAUCCAGCCUGAUGCAGGAAGGCAGUACAUUCUCUAUUUUCAAGAGGAUCUCCAUGGCUUCAGACAAGUGCUCUCUGCCCAGCCCUGCCAGAAUACAUGCCACCUUUGUUCCUGUGACUCAGCCAUGAGCUGAAGGGACACUGAACUCUCAAAGGGUAACUUUGGUAUUGUGACCAAAAGAUUCCAGGUGUUCCCAGAGCUGAUCUAAAUAAGCAUGGUACCUCCUCCACACUGUCUUGAAGGACCAGAGGAAUUCUACCUCCAGAAAACCAUAUGGGAGGUAGGUAUCUCGCUGUAAGCAGGCAACAUCCAGCUUGAGAUGCGAGUACUUGGGCUUUGAGAUCUACCUACCUCUCCAAUGCAUCAAGGCUUGGUAGCCGUUCUGUGCCUUUGAGAAUCAACACUUGAAGAAGAAAUUGAACUAUCAAGGCCCAGGGAUGGAAGUGCCUCUGCAAGGGCUUUAAAUAAAAUAAUUUAAACUUGUAA
Neopsephotus bourkii (Bourke's parrot) is the source of this 1172-nucleotide messenger RNA. RefSeq names its product coiled-coil domain containing 167 (gene CCDC167). The coding region runs from base 28 to 420 and encodes 130 amino acids. Lineage: Eukaryota; Metazoa; Chordata; Aves; Psittaciformes; Psittacidae. The record is from RefSeq and is a predicted model, not a curated record. The transcript is spliced from 4 exons.